AUAAAUUAUGAAAUUUCUGAGGACUUAAAACGGAAAUAAAUGUUCUUUAUAUUGGCAAGCAAAAGAAAAAAUAUAAGAACAAACUAUGAUUGGUUAAAUUUAUCAAGAAAUCCAAAAAGUAAAGAGAUGAUGACACUUCUUCUUCCUUUUCAACCAAACCAUAUCCACAAGCCACCACUAGUACUAUACCGACGCCUCCGAAAACCUUACAGAUUACCAGUGAUCUCCGCCGCGGUGUCCGGUAAGCAGCUGAUACUUCCCGGCAAGGUCCGGGCGGUGGAGCCGAAAGAAGCGAAGGCGGUUGUGGCGUCGGAGGGUUACAUGCUCUUAGACGUGAGACCGGUUUGGGAAAGAGAAAAGGCAUGUGUGAAAGGGUCCUUACACGUGCCAUUGUUCGUGGAGGAUACAGACAACGGGCCGAUUACGUUGCUGAAGAAAUGGAUCCAUUUGGGGUAUAUUGGGCUUUGGACAGGCCAGAGAUUCACAAUGUUCAAUGACGAAUUCAACCUCCGUGUUGUGGAGGCUGUCCCGGACAAAGAGAGUAAAGUGCUUGUCGUGUGCGGUGAAGGACUCAGGUCAUUGAUGGCUGUAUCAAAGCUCUACGGAGAAGGUUACAAAAGCUUAGGGUGGUUAACCGGAGGAUUUAACCGGGUAACAGAAGGAGAUUUUCCAGAGAUCGAGGGAACCGAAGAGCUUCGGUUCGCGACGAUAGGAGGUGCUUCAUACUAUUUACUCAAACUACUUGUACUGUUACAGUCUCUUGGCCAAAAGAAUAGUUAAAUAUUGGUUAUUGAGACACUUUUUGUCCUUUAAAAAUUAUGUCCGGUUCACACAAGACGGCGCAGUUCUGGUUUAUUUAAGGGAAAAUUACAGAUGUCUUUUCUACAUUAAUUGAAAUAUAUUGUCGGAAUGAUUUGCUUCGGA
Molecule: messenger RNA, 924 nt
Organism: Camelina sativa (false flax)
Lineage: Eukaryota; Viridiplantae; Streptophyta; Magnoliopsida; Brassicales; Brassicaceae
Product: rhodanese-like domain-containing protein 10
Cellular component (GO): chloroplast
Source: RefSeq, a predicted model, not a curated record